Molecule: messenger RNA, 3939 nt
Organism: Esox lucius (northern pike)
Lineage: Eukaryota; Metazoa; Chordata; Actinopteri; Esociformes; Esocidae
Gene: fam53b
Product: family with sequence similarity 53 member B
Exons: 5
Coding region: 987-2279 (430 amino acids)
Biological process (GO): protein import into nucleus; positive regulation of canonical Wnt signaling pathway
Cellular component (GO): nucleus
Source: RefSeq, a predicted model, not a curated record
UUACAGUAAAACACUGGAGAAGAAGCCGGGUCUGGAUGAUGUAAAGGCCAUUGCCAAAGAGCUGGAUUUGGAGCUGGGUGCCAUUGGGAACACUCCUACAACACGGGAGGAGACACGGCCGGGCAACUGACUCAUGUUUGUUACCAGGGAAGAGGAGCGUUUCUAGUUUUUCCUCACAAGUGAACAUUCCCCCCAGUGCGAUGCAGCGUGGACUCGGUCUGCCCUCAGUCGGUGUGGAGUGAAGUCAUCAGCAGUCUCUGUCCCAGCGGAGUUUCUGUGUGGCUGGUCGUGUGGCUCAAAUGGACCGCUCCGUCUCAUCCAAGGCACACGCCACUUACCCUGGUCGAGGGCAGUGCUCAAUGAAGUGGAUAGGGUGCGGUUUUAGACGUCACCUGUGGAGAUGUCAAUAACACGGCGUCACAGCUGCAGUCACACCCCAGUGUCCCUCUUUGAUCAUUUACAUAGGCCUGCUAUGGAAAUGUGCUCACGCUUUGGUCGUUAACCGUCUCUGUGACGACCGAAAUGGCAUUACCGUUCAAAGAAGGAAAAAAAAAAAACGGUUGCCCUCUUAAAACUUUACCCCUGCCUGAACAUAAACCAGAGCCUGAAAAAACGAGGAUCAGCCAACUUUUUCGGUCCCUACAAAGACGGUAGAACAAGUACAGACGCCCACAGCGGCAAGCACAUUUGCUUGCGGUUUGCAGCUGAGACAUCUUUGCAUAUCUGGGGGGGGUCGCAUGGCACUAGCUCACGCUUCCUGUUUCAAUGUGUAGAGUUCUGUUCUGUCUGCGAAUUACCAGAACACACGCUCCACCAGUGGGUUGUAAGGGAGGGCACCUGUGUGCGGAGGGUCCCUGUGUGUGGAGGGUCCCUGUGUGUGGAGGGUCCCUGUGUGCGGAGGGUCCCUGUGUGCGGAGGGUCCCAGUGUGCGGAGGGUCCCAGUGUGAGGAGGGCGUGCGCGCGGGCAUCAGAUCGAGAGACGGAGCAUGAGCCUCCAGGGGACUGCGAUGUUUCCCUGCGGAGUCAUGGAGAGUGGCAGCAGGUGGCGUGAUGUGGGACUGGGACUGGGCCGUGGGGGCUGUGGGACCCUGCAUCACCAGGGGCCCUCUGUUGGGUCCAGCAGCCUGGAGAACCUGUGGGACGUUGUGCCGUCCGAGUUCCAGCCACACCACCUGCAGAGCACUGUCCGCUGGGGGGGCAGAGAUGGGGGGCUGAACUCUGCCCCUGCGGGACUGGGCCCCGCCCCAGGGGUCAUCACCAGCCUGCUCAAGGACCUCAGCCUGGGGGAGGAGCCAGUCUCCUCUCCCUCCAACGCCCCGCCCCCUAAACGCCAGUGCCGCUCCCUCUCCUGCUCAGAGGAUCUCGGUGGAUGCCGGACGGCCUGGAAGCCCCAGGGCUCACGGGUUUGGACGGCCGUGGAGAAGAGGAGGUGCCACAGCGGGGGGAGCGUCCAGAGGGGCUUGGCAACGGGAGGGUCCAGCUCACAGCAGCUGGGGUUCCCGGCCAUUCAGCGUAGUUCCAGUUUCAGUCUGCCGGCCCGCUCCAACCCCCUCACCCUGGACCUCCCCAGCUUCUCCACCCAGAAAAGUCUCCCCUGCCCUUUCUCCUUCGCCUGCCCGGCCCCUUCCUCCUCCCCAACCCUGUCCUCGGAACCCCCCAGGCCCUUCCUCUACCUCUCUCACGAACAGAUCUGCCUCCCGGAGCUCCAGGCUGGCCCGGCGUCACCCAGCAGCUCUCCGGACUCCACCCCGGAGAUGGAGCGCCGCGCUGGGCAGGGCGGGCUCGCCCGGAGCCGCUCCCAGCCCUGUGUCCUCAACGACCAGAAGAUCGGUAUGAAGCGACGGCGCCCGGCAGACUCCCACAAACAGAGGCCUUCUCUGGAUCUGGCCAAGAUGACCCAGAAACUUCAGAAUUUCCACAGCCUCAGCUGCCCUGGGAUCACUAGGGACGACAGCUGUCAAUCAACCCAGGACCCACCCCCUCUCAGGACCACCGCCCAGUGUGAGACAGACUUCACAGCUGCAGGCGAUCAGGGAUUGGACGAUCCACACGCCCGAACUAAAGAGGGCGGUGUCAUCGCUAGAGUCUCUGGGGAGGAGGAUCCAGCCAUCCUGAUUGAGGAGGUGAACUGGCUGAGCUCUCCAGACUGUGGUGACUUGACAUCAGGAAAAGCCAACGGGAAGGGCCGAGAGCCCCUGUGGGCAGGGCUGUGUGGAACCAGGAAGGACGUUCAUCAGCUCGGGGGAGAGCUGGACAUUGAACAGAUAGAGAGAAACUGAACCAGCCUUGCCAGGAACAGUUCCCACACCUGACCAUUAAGAGACAUUGCAAAAUAUCUGAAGACAUUUCCAUUUAGUUGCCUAAUGAACAUUCCCCUGAACUAUACUUACCACCCUCAGGGGAACUGGACUGUGGAAGGACAGAUGAGCUGGGUGGUCCAGACCACUAACAACAUGUGAACAGUCUUAAUGGACCAGGCCCGGUGGAGUACAGUAGGCAGUCUGUAGAGCCCAUCCAGGCACCAGGUUGGACUGAACACUGAGGGAGGACACGAGAGGCACACUGAGGAGAUUUCUCUGGCCUUACGGUGGUUUUGUAAUGUGUCUUAGUCCCAAACGACACCCUGGUCCUCCUAUAGAAGGCACUACUUUCAUUGUUCCACUCCUAUUUGAAUUGUGUAGCUGUCGUGUCUCUGUCAGCGGCUUCAAUGGCUGAACCUGGUCAGGAGUAGUGUUCUAGAUAAGGAACCAGGAGUCUUUGUGGACACACCCCCUGUGUUUUUACCUUCUCUAUAGUGAUGCACUGAGGGUGUUAAUAUCUGAAAACCCUCUCUGUAGUGAUGCACUGGGGGUGUUAAUAUCUGAAAACCCUCUCUGUAGUGAUGCACUGGGGGUGUUAAUAUCUGAAAACCCUCUCUGUAGUGGUGCACUGGGGGUGUUAAUAUCUGAAAACCUUCUCUAUAGUGGUGCACUGGGGGUGUUAAUAUCUGAAAACCUUCUCUAUAGUGGUGCACUGGGGGUGUUAAUAUCUGAAAACCUUCUCUUUAGUGGUGCACUGGGGGUGUUAAUAUCUGAAAACCUUCUCUAUAGUGGUGCACUGGGGGUGUUAAUAUCUGAAAACCUUCUCUAUAGUGAUGCACUUGGGGGUGUUAAUAUCUGAAAACCUCUAUAGUGGUGCACUGAGGGUGUCAAUAUCUGAAAACCUUGUCUAUAGCGAUGCACUGGGGGUGUUAAUAUCUGAAAACCUUCUCUAUAGUGGUGCACUUGGGGGUGUUAAUAUCUGAAAACCUUCUCUAUAGUGGUGCACUGGGGGUGUUAAUAUCUGAAAACCUUGUCUAUAGCGAUGCACUGGGGAUGUACUUCAUACCUGGCAGGUUUGUCCCGAACGGACCCCCACACGGAUCUUCACACAUAUGUAGUCCGUCCUGUAUUCACUGCACCUCGCCGUCGAAUGGACUAGCUGAACGCUUCCAUGCGUUACCGACACCUUCCACAUUGUAGCCGGUUACGUGACUCUUCCUCCAAGACAAAAACAGCGUGACGAUGGUGGUGAAGAGGACUUAGAGGGCCACUGUCGGUAGAUUCUCUCUCCCCCUCUCCCUCUUUAAAGGAAGUUUUUUGGUUCCGGUGGUGUUUUGAACAACACUUGCCUGUGGGUUUUUUCAGACUGGCUGACCAGCUUGUCCACAUGUCUGUUGGUUUCACUGCACCAGGUCCACUAGGUCGAGCCAAGCUCAAGUUUCUCCAUCGAUCCAGGUCUGUGUCCAACACUAUACAGGUCAUGUGAAUAACGAAUGGAAAUCCACUUGACUCAGUCUGUGAGAAACCUGGAGACGAUGCUAAUAGCAUUAGCACCCUUUACUUUUAACAGUUUGUUACUACAAAGCUGUGUAAGAAAAACACCAACAUAUUUCUAUAUGAAUAAAGACCGUUGUUUAAA